GGCAUCGGAAUUAAUUCUCGUUGUUAUUCAUGGGUACGAUAUAGUUUAGCGUACUCACAGUGUCGCGCUCAGUCACCGCCACGCGCCGUUUUCAGCAGGUGAAAAAGUCUCGCAGAGGAAGUCUCGCGCAAACAUGGAGCCCCGAUGGAGUCUGGCCGCGAUCGGUGCUCUUCUGCUGAUCCUAGACGCGGCAUGCGCGCGGGAUCGUCAGCUGCUCAUACGAAUGAAUACGGAGUGCGAAUGCGGAAUAUCGGGAGGAAUAUCGAAUCGCAUCGUCGGCGGGACUAUCACGAUCCCGCACCUGUUUCCUUGGGCGGUGGCGAUAUUCAACAAGGAUGAGUUUCACUGCGGUGGCACUUUGAUCAACAACAGAUACGUGCUCACAGCUGGGCAUUGUGUCAGAUGGACGAAUCAUGCCGACCUCUCGCUCGGUUUGGGAAUGCACGACAUUGAGGCCGCGAACGAGGGAUUCUUAGCUCCGAUCGAUAAAGUGAUCCUACACGAAAACUUCGAAAGCGAUUACAUCCACGACACGAACGACAUUGCUCUAAUUCGCUUGCGAAAUUCAGUGAAAUUCGAUGAAAAUGUGAAACCCGUAUGCCUACCGCAUAAAGGUUCCGAUUACACGGGACACAAUGUUCAAGUUAUCGGAUGGGGACGUGUCACCACCAAAGGCGGCGCCUCCAGGUUCCUGCGUCAAGCUACCCUGAAAGUUAUGUCUCACGAAGCGUGCAAGAACACUUCGUUUGGCGAUCAUGUGACGACAUCGAUGAUAUGCGCUUAUAACGACGAUACCGAUGCCUGCCAGGGUGACAGCGGCGGACCUCUUUUAUACGGAAGGCCAGACGGAAAGUACGAAGUGAUCGGUGUAGUUUCCUGGGGCAUCGGAUGCGCCAAACGCGGAAUCCCGGGUGUCUAUGUAAAGAACAUGGAUUACUUGAAUUGGAUUAGGCGUAACAGUAAGGACGCUGUUUACUGUGUGGAUGGCUAAGCUAUUACGGUUUCCUAUAGCGGAUAUAGGUAGUGAAUAUGAUCGAAGAAACAUUCGGAUAUAAUAAAUAACUUAAAACAUGUAAUAGGAGAUAAGACAAUCUCUCUCUUUGCAUUGGAUCGGACGAUUUUCGAAUUAAAGAAAACACGUUUCGAUUAUAAAAUCCAAUAUGCAAACGGCUUCGACUGUUCAUUAUCGUCAUCAUCAGAACAAAUGUUUCAAAUACAAUACGCCCGUAAUCGUUUAUUUGGCUUUUGAAUCAAAUACAAUAUCUCGUGUCAUGUGUAAUCUAACAGUUCCUUAAAGCGCGAUAAGCUUGAAAUAGUCAAGUCACGAACGCAAUGCACGACACGAGCACUUCACUAUAGGUAUUAGCACGGUCCGUAAUAAUCGCGAUUCUUUUUACGUCGUUAACGGGUCGCCACGGUAGGCGUUUUCAAUCUUAUUUUAUCAUUCGCAUUAUUACUUUUGUUGCGUUGACGAUAACGUCAACGAUCGCUCGACGGAGUAGUUAGAGAACUGAUUAAAAAGCAUAAAAUAUCAUCGUUACUAUAACCACAAUAGUGCAAUGUUCCGGGAGAAAUAGAAGUUGGGUGCAGCUUGUUAUGUCCUUUGCUUCUCAUGUACAAGAUCGUGGGAUAAACAAUUCUAAUAGAAUCCUUUCGUGAAAGAUUAAAUUUGACCAAUUUAAAACUAAUUCUUUCUCAACUCUGUGAGCUAUUCAAAUACAUAUAAUUUUCAAGUUACAUUCAGGAGAUUAUAAGCGAAAAGAAAUCAAAUUUCUCUGUAAUAUAUAUAAUUCCAGAAUUUAUCAAAAAAUCCUUCAUUUUUAAUAAAAGUCGGAAAACUCUCGUAUUGCUGUUUUCUUUUUAUGAAGACAGAUCUCAACAUUUUUCUCAUGCAUUAUUCUUCUUAUCGCAACAUUUACAGACAGAAUUUUCGCAAUGUAAAUCUUACGUCAAAAAGUAAUUUCAAAGCGAUUAAGAAAAAUAAAUGUGCAUUUAGCAUUUAUUUAAUAAAAAUGUACAAGUAAUUCACAGAAAUUUUCGACUUUUAUACAUUAAUUAAUAAACAGCUUCAGCAGCAAAGUAUUCUUAUCUUAUUAAGUCGAGUUGUUUCCGGAUUACUGUCUCUGGGGUUUACAUAAACGUACGUUUACGUUCACAGUGUGUUCACCGGAUAUUAAAUCUAUUAUAAAUUGUAUGUAAAAACUUACAAGAGAAGUUAACCGUGAAUUUUAUUUGGAUACAACUGGACUAUUGGAUAUAACUGGACGGUUUUACGCUAGAAAACUAAUACGGUGUUGAAAAACGUUGACGCAGCAAAUUAUUAAAUUAAACUGAAUGUUUGUUUACACAAACAUUCGAGUAGAGAUGUAAUACUAUGUUCUUAUCCGAUGAAUUUCGAUGUGUAUUCGAAAUCAUGUAACAAUCCUUUACACAACUAAACUUUAUAAGCUAAGGAGAAUAAAAGCGAAUUUAACAAUU
Molecule: messenger RNA, 2478 nt
Organism: Odontomachus brunneus
Lineage: Eukaryota; Metazoa; Arthropoda; Insecta; Hymenoptera; Formicidae
Product: trypsin-1-like
Exons: 7
Coding region: 134-991 (285 amino acids)
Biological process (GO): proteolysis
Molecular function (GO): serine-type endopeptidase activity
Source: RefSeq, a predicted model, not a curated record